Molecule: messenger RNA, 2150 nt
Organism: Halteromyces radiatus
Lineage: Eukaryota; Fungi; Mucoromycota; Mucoromycetes; Mucorales; Cunninghamellaceae
Exons: 10
Coding region: 21-1997 (658 amino acids)
Biological process (GO): signal transduction
Cellular component (GO): cytoskeleton; cytoplasm
Molecular function (GO): GTPase activator activity
Source: RefSeq, a predicted model, not a curated record
CUAUUAUAUUGACACUAGAUAUGGAAUGGCUUGAAGUAUAUAAUCAUCAGUUCAAAAAUUCAUUCUAUGUCAAUCAGGAAACUGGUGAAUGGAGUAAAGACCGACUCCCAAAUACAUUAAUUACAAAAGCAAGAUCGGAUACUGUUUGGUUCAUUCAGAAUAUGAAUUGUUAUUAUCACUCCAAAACAAAUCAAUGGUCGCACCAUCCUCCUUCUUCGUCUUAUCCAGUCAUACUACUUUCGAAUCGUUUUGCCAUGGAUCCAUCUCACAAAACUGACGUUUCUUUACCUAUAUCAAGUCAUCCAUUAUCUCUCGAAACAAAUGAACGUCAACAAUCUAAUUUGAAAACAAAAUAUCAUCAACAUACUUCAAGUUCAACUCACACCAAUAAACCGUUUGCCCCUUCUUCUCUUGUUAUCAACAAUGUUACGAAUCAUCAUUCAGAUCCACCAAUGGCCAAAAAACAAGGUUCAUUGCUGCAGCUUUCGAAAUCUUCCAUAGAAGCGACUUUUAAAUCAAAGAUCUUUCCUCAAGUGCGCAAAAGAUUUUAUAGAUCAUCAUCAUCCAUAUGGCAUCCUCCUUCGGCAACAUGUCUUGAUGUUAAAAAAGAAGAAGGUACAACACUUAUGCAUCCUUGUCCCUGCCACUCUCCGAAGCAUCAAACACUAGAGAUCACUUCUUCACCUAUAAUCUCUACUUCAACAACAAAUGAUAAUCAUAACAGUAGUUGUCAAACAUAUUCUUUUGAAGAGUAUGCAGCAAAUCAUUUUACAAUUCAUAAACGAGGAUUUUUGAUACGAACUCCUAUUCCAUUAUCAGAAAUGAUAUCUUGGACAAAAUCAUCCAUUUACAAACCAUUAUUGGUUUCUCCAAAUAGAAAACACUCCAAAAAUGCAAUCCACUGUUUCAAACUUAUUCAGAUGAUUAUGGGCGAUCGACCAAGACAACAAACUAAUCUAUCCAGCAACAACAAUGAUAAUGACGAUGAUGAUGUACAGGAUAUUCAGGCGAUCCUCCGAUAUGGGCUUACUCAGGGACAACAAAUGCGGGAUGAAAUUUAUGCACAAUUAUGCAAACAACUUGACCAAAAUCCUAGGUCAUCAAGUUGCCAAAAGGGAUGGGAAUUACUCUCCGUACUUUGUUCCACCUUUCCUCCAUCAAAAACAUUGGCAUUCUAUUUAAUUCCAUUUGUGCAACAUCAUCUCACAGAAAAGGAAGAUAUGGAUACAACGCUCUCUUUUUGUACUUCUUACCUACUUCUCAAAAUUAAACGUAUAUGUCAACAAGGUGCUCGUGAAAAAGUCAUCAGUAGAGCGGAAAUCCAGCUGGCUAGGAUGGCCGUGUCUUUACCAUCAGAACAACAACAACAAUCAUCCUCUUGUUUUAUGUUUGGAAGAUCCUUGACUAUGAUAAUGAAACAACAACAACAAUCUCUCAAGAUACCUCUUAUUGUUCCUUUUUUGGUAGAAGCCAUUAGUAAAUUACAUGGACAUUCUGCUCAAGGUAUUUUUCGUGUUCCUGGUUUGACUGAUCUAGUGACAGCGUUGCGAGUCCGCAUUGAAUCGGGCUAUUAUGAUGAUGAUGAUGAUUUGAAGACAUUAUGUGGUGGUGAUCCUGCUGUACCUGCCUCUUUGCUUCGACAAUGGUUACGCGAAUUACCUACACCUUUGAUCCCCAUGUCCUUUUAUGAUCAAUGUAUUGACGGAGCAAGCGAUAUUGAUACUGUCAUGGAUAUUGUUGGUCGUUUACCAGAUGUGAAUCGACGGGUAUUAUUAUAUAUCAUUGGAUUUCUUCAGGAAUUCUUGGCACCUGAUGUUAGAAAGAAUACUUUAAUGACAGUUAACAAUUUGGCCAUGGUGUUUGCUCCUAAUUUUUUAAGAUGUCCACUUACUGACGAUCUGAACUUGGCUUUACAACAAUCAAAACAUGAACAACGUUUUGUACAGACGUUACUUUUGGGAAGCAAGGUGGAUAUGGAUCGACAACUUUAUAAUUAGAUUAUUAUAUUUAAAAAUCAGUUUUUUUUUUUUUGAUUUAUUACAUUACUAUAUUAUCAUCUUUAAUAAAGAAACGGAUAAUCGGGUUGAUCUUGGCUAUCCUGUGUAAUUUUUCUUUUUCUUUUUUUACUAUGCAACAAAACUGUAAACCUA